AUGAGACAGCCUCCACCACCUUUGAUACGUCUGAGCACAGGCGCAGGUGCAGUGGUAGGUGGACCUGCUGCUGCUGCUGCUCGCGACGAUUCAAGAGACGAACGGCAACAGGCUCCGUGGGUGGCCCAAUAUACGCCUUCCGUGCAAACCUCAUCUAUCCCGCCUGUCACGCCCCACUGUUCUCCACAAAGCAAUAACACCACCCCGUCUCCUCAAAGUGAGCCUGCUGCUGCCGUUACUAUUGCUACUCUUGAUCCGUCGUCCCCCUAUACCCCCCGUCAGAUCAAGUCGACCGUUGUUACUGUUGCUGCCACUACUGGUGAUAAUACAAUUAUUACUGCUGCUACUACUGCCAGUGUUUUCCCCUCUCCUGGUGCCCCUUUGUUUGCAUCAGUGGUCAACAAUAUGAUGUUCAGGAUGGGAACGAAAUCUAGGUCUCCUCGGCGGGCGGCCUCGUCCUCGUCGUCGUCCGCGCUGUCCACAAUAUCGGCACCCACGUCCGCACCGUCGAUAAUAACCUCGAAACCAGGUUCACCCACUAGCUCCUACUCCGCUUCCAUGGUGGUCCCGGAUCCCCUGCAACGGCCAUUCUCACCCUGGGGUUCUUCCGAUUCCCAAUCAUCAACGUCCCCUCGCAAUUCUACAAGGAUGUCAAGGGGGACGUUUAUUAAUAAGAGGUCGGGCUCGCCCACGGCGAGCGUGGGCACAAGCAACACCUCAAUCAUGGCGAGCCGUUCAAAAAGUUUCCUGGGCCGAAAUCGCAAGCAGCAGCAGCAACAGCAGGCGGACACAGAGUUCGACCCAACCACAUUCAGGAAGAACCGCACAAGGCCGGCGAGGAAGGGGCAGGACGCGUUGUAUGGGGAGUAUGAGGAUCUGUUUGACGACUCUCUGGACGAGGAUCUGAAUGAGGACUCUCUGCCCUCCGAUGGCGGCGGCGACACGGACGAGGAUGGGUACCUAAUGUUGCGACGCAAGAAUGGCAAUGGUGGUGGUAGUGGUGGUGGUGGUGAAGGUUGUGGUGGUGAGGAGAGUCCUGUCAGCCCAAGAUCGAGAGUGACGCCGAGGAGUGUGCCAAUGCAGGAUGAUAUGCGAUAUAAUGGAUCACUGUCUCCCCCUCCACCUGCGCCGCCGCCAAAGAACUGGACGCAGAAGAGGUCGUUGGUCGUUGUUACUACUCCUCCUCGAAGUGCUCCUGCGUCUGUAGACGAACCUCUCACCAUAUCUGUCACAUCCCUUCCCUCUGCCCCUCCAACACCCCCGCCAAAGCCCAUACUCUUUGCCCUCGACACCAAGAACCUUACCAUCACCACAAUCCACAAUGGUAAUAGUAACAACAGCAACCACAACCACAACUACAACACCCUCACUCCAUCAUCACUAUCAUCUGCCAGAGAGCCAGAAGAAACAAAUGGCACAUCCCCUGCAUCAUCAAACCCACCUCCACACCGUCCUCCACCCGAUGCCCCAACCAGUGCUGCUGCUGUCGGGAAGAACCGUAGUAAGCGAUUAAGCAGACAGUUCCUCGAGCAGGCAGAGAAAAAUGAUGGCCUGGGGAUCAUCAGAAUACCUUCCCCAACACUAUUCCACUCGUUGUUUACACCCAGCGCUUCCUCGUCCAGCUGGUCGGAGUUGCCCGGUCACGCGACAAGGAGCCCGGCGCUUACACACAGUCCAUCCUCUUAUACACCACGGCAACCCCCCCCACUUACAACCGCCUAUGAGACGCUCCCGUCCGACGACGACUUCAUCCCAACCGGAAUCCUGUUUGACGAAGCCCCCGACGGCCUCGGUGUCUUACCGCUCUUCUCAAGCAGAAGCGAGAACUUCUCACCACGGCACCACAAUAAUAAUCAUCACUACAAUAACAAUUCCGACUCGUACUUUCCCCCACAGACUCCGCAAAUGACGCAAGUCAUCCUAAACGAGCUCCCGCCGGAGAGCCCGGGUGACGUUUCAGCCUCAACAAGCAAAUCCAUCGAGACGCUGAUGGAUACCUACAUGGAGACCACCGACACUUAUAAGGAAGUGCAGAUCCGCGUUGCCGAGGAUGACAAGGACGCAAAGGAGGCUAUCCUGCAGUCGUUGGCUCCGGAGGUUGUGACGGCGUCGAUGAUGCCAACCCCUGCCGAGGAGAAGAUCCUUCUACUGGAUGAACAGCAGGACGAUGCCACGAAGGACUCUUCGUAUCUUCGCGCGUUCAGGACGUUCGUGAAGAGCGCGGGCGAGAAUGACUCGUUUGUGCAUAGGAUGCCUCGCUUCGAUGCACUGCAGGCGCAGCGCAUCUGCUCCCAUCUGAGACAAGACUACCCGCUGAUUGCAGGCGGAUCGAAGCGAAGGUCUGCGGGCGGAAAGGCGGCGGGCGGGAAUGUGUUUGCCAAGCACAGGGAGGUCGGAGAGGAGAUACUGACGAGCUUGUGGGCGCUGAUGGCCCUGAGAUGGAUGAAUUUCGGAAGGGUCAUCAUCAGCCCGGGACACGAGACUUUGUUGGCGGCGUCGGCAAAGAGGCUAACGAGGCGGGCGACGGUCAAGAUGGAUCAGAGAGCGACGCAGAUGCUGGAGAAUGUCGUGGUCGAGGGGUCGGUUCCGGACCAUGAGAGGAGGCGGGUGCUGGAUUUGGGCGGGUUGCCUAUCGCGGACUGGGGCUGGCAUUGCGCCUACGAUUAUCCAAAGGCAAAGGUCUACACUGUCACCACUCGCACUCACGGCAAAUCCUCGGCAGAGGACCCCGAGUCCCAGGAUACCCCACUUUCGGCGGAUAAAUACCGGGGCCCGAAGAACCACCGUCAUCUGGUGGUUUCGAACCUCUGGAAGCUCCCGUUCCCGUCCAACCACUUUGACGUGGUUUCGGCACGUACGCUGUACUUGAACCUGAAGACCACCGUCCCCUCUCGCUUGCAAAACGACCAGAACAUGGAUGAGUAUGACCUGUGCCUAGAAGAGUGUCUACGUGUGCUGAAGCCUGGUGGGCACCUGGAGUUUACCUUGUUUGAUAACGACAUUAUCAACCCAGGCCCACUGGGGAGCGAACUUUCAGAGAAGUUUGGAAAGAGCCUUCAGGCGAAGGGUUAUGAUCCUGAGCCGACAAAGAAGUGGAUCUCAAGACUAAACCGAGCGGGGUAUGGGGAGAUCAAACGUAGUUGGAUGUUCUUGCCAAUGGCCCCGCCGUGCUCGAAGCCAAAGGUUCCGUCGAAGGACGGGAACCUCCCCGCUCACGAGUCACAGGAUCUGGAUCUGGCUAAGGAGGAGGUGCGGAAGAAGAUUGAAGCGUGGGAAGAGGGCAGCACCAAAAAGGGCAGUCUGGAAAAUGCUUCCCCCAUCACAGGAUUGGUGGGCAGCUGGAUCUGGGAAAAAUGGAUGCUGAAGACUAGUAAUGAGUCUGGAGAGGGCGAGUGGUCCUUGGCGUCAGAUACAGUGGGGAGCGUCCUCAAUGAGGCCAAGGAAAGAGGCUCGGGAUGGAGGACAUUGGUUGGUUGGGCUAGAAAGCCACUUCGCGUUGGGCAGCAUUAG
Molecule: messenger RNA, 3510 nt
Organism: Morchella importuna
Lineage: Eukaryota; Fungi; Ascomycota; Pezizomycetes; Pezizales; Morchellaceae
Exons: 2
Coding region: 1-3510 (1169 amino acids)
Molecular function (GO): S-adenosylmethionine-dependent methyltransferase activity
Source: RefSeq, a predicted model, not a curated record